Molecule: messenger RNA, 1779 nt
Organism: Aspergillus melleus
Lineage: Eukaryota; Fungi; Ascomycota; Eurotiomycetes; Eurotiales; Aspergillaceae
Product: putative amino acid transporter
Exons: 1
Coding region: 1-1779 (592 amino acids)
Biological process (GO): amino acid transmembrane transport
Molecular function (GO): amino acid transmembrane transporter activity
Source: RefSeq, a predicted model, not a curated record
AUGGACAACCACACGCCCGUCGGCUCCUUGUUACCGGGCGGCCACGAACCCGACCCCCGAGAGGCCGACAUUCUCGCUCAGCACCUCGACCCGCAGUUCACCGCAUCGUUACACGACCAGUACCCAUCGCCGUCGGAAAAUGGGAACGACAACGGAGAGUCGAGUAGCACUGCGCCUGAGCCCCAGUCCUCCCUCAAACUCCAAGGCGGUGACGUCCACCGUGAUCUCUACCGCAUCGAGGCCAGAUCCAAGCAGGCUAAACUAGACAAGCGAGCCUAUAGCUUUUCUUACCCCCAUCGAGAGCCCGAAGACGCCAUCGAGGAGGGGGUGGCCGCUCUAGAACCAGGCAGCUUUCGACGCCAUUUCAUUCAACAUCAUCGACAUGCCGACUUUGACCACCCCCGGGUGACAACCUCUUUCGUGGACUUCUUGGACUUGUACGGUAAUUUCGCGGGAGAGGACCUGGUUGAUACCGAGGAGGAUGAGUCGGUGGUCAGCGAGGACCGGCACGAUCGACACUCGCAGGAAGGUCGCAGACAUGUCUCGGAACGCACAGCGUUGUUAGGAUCUCGAAAACGGUCGCGUGUGGGCCAACCGGGCGAUGCGUCCGACAUGAAAGCCUUUUUGACCUUGCUCAAGGCCUUUGUUGGCACUGGCAUCAUCUUCCUGCCCAGGGCCUUCCGAAACGGAGGUAUCCUCUUCUCGUCCAUUACCCUAGUGUCGGUCGCGAUCAUCUCGACGGCGUGCUUCAAUUUGCUCCUGCAAUGUCGCCGUCAGUACGGUGGCGGGUAUGGUGAUAUUGGUGAACGGAUUUCCGGUCCUCGACUGCGCUCCCUCAUUUUGAGUUCUAUCGCCAUCUCCCAAAUCGGAUUUGUCUGUGCCUGUAUCAUUUUUACUGCCGAAAACCUGCACGCUUUCCUCCAGGCUGUGACUGCCAACCCGGAUUUUAUUAUCUCGGCCGGGUACCUGAUCGUGCUGCAGCUGGUUAUCCUUAUCCCGCUCGGCUGGAUCCGCAACAUCUCCAAAUUGGGCCCGAUCGCCCUGCUUGCGGAUGCAUUUAUUCUCUUGGGUCUGGCUUAUAUCUACUGUUACGACAUUGCCUCGCUGAUGUCCCGUGGUAUGGAGCCCACCGUCAAGCUAUUUAACCCCAGCUCGUUUACUUUGACGAUCGGAUCCUCCAUCUUCACAUUCGAAGGGAUUGGGUUGAUACUUCCCAUCCAGUCGUCUAUGAAGAAACCGGAGCAUUUCAACCGGCUUCUCUACCUCAUCAUGGCUAUUAUCACGGUUCUUUUCACGGCUGUUGGCGCUCUGUCCUACGCCACAUUUGGCGAGAACACGGAGACCGAGAUCUUCAGUAACUUCCCGCAGACCGACCCGUUCGUGAACACCAUUCAAUUCGUCUAUGCCCUCGCAAUCUUAGUCGGCACCCCCAUCCAGAUGUUCCCGGCCGCACGCAUCAUCGAGGGUAAACUAUUCGGACCGAAGUCCGGUAAACACGACACAUCCAUCAAAUGGAAGAAGAACGUUUUCCGCACCGGACUGGUCAUCUGCUGCGGUGUCAUCUCGGCCGCUGGAGCAGGGGACCUCGACAAGUUUGUCUCAUUGAUCGGAUCCUUUGCCUGCGUCCCGCUGGUGUACAUAUACCCCGCCUAUCUGCAUUGGAAGGGAGUGGCCGAGUCCCCAUGGGCCAAGCGAGGCGAUAUGGUAAUGGUUGCUCUAGGCAUUGUCUUCAUGAUCUAUACCACCUCCGCCACGGUGUCUGUGUGGAUCCAGGGGUGA